AUUCUACAGUUCUGUGAUGUCUGUCAAGUCUGUAAGGAUAACACCGCCUACAUCCCUAGUUGUUUUUACGGUGGAAUAAUAAUGAAAAGCUUUGUAUGAAAAUUAACCCCACCAUGUAAAUAUAAAACUUUCACAUUCUAAAGUACAACUGAUUUCUAAAUUCCCUUUUUCAGAUGAUAGCUUCACUUUACUUUAAAAAAAAGUUUCUAAUGAACUCUCAGUUCAUAGACACUGUUAAUAUAUUUCAUAAUCUGUAUACAUGCAAAUUGUAUAGGUCAAAAUAAUGCUUGUGUCUUCUCCUUAUUUUUUAUUCAACAAGCUGAUCUUUGGAAACUGCUCAGCACAUUACUACUAAAAUAUUAAAGUAUAAGAUGAAUAAAAAUCCAUAGUAAUUACAGAAAAGGUCCCAUAAAUACAUUUUGAACAUAAAACACGACAUUCCAGUGCUUACCUCUAGAAGUCUUCACUAAGAAUUCAGUGACCAAAACAGCAGAGAGGAAGUGAAAAGAGCACUGUUUUCAAUAGUUUGGUAAAUUAACAAAUCUGCUCUGAAAACAGAUGUUUUCAGAUGUGUGCAAAAGAUUAUAUUUAGUCAGAAAUCUAGAUUUCUGGGAAAACACUGCUUGCUUUUGCAAGUAAUUUAGUAAAUGUUUUACUAGGCCUGCAAAAGUCUUAUGGAGGGAGUCUGAUAAUAGUCCUUUAUUAUUCCACUGAAUUCUACAAAAGUUUAUUAAAUAAUUUGAUAACUAUAUUCAGCAUACAGUCUGCAUGCACUCAGCUUUGUAAUUAUUUCAGGUAUUCUCUUAAAGUAAGCCUUAGAAUGAUUCCCAGCAUCUAGCAUUUAACCUAUGCAGACUUUUACCUAUUGCUUUGAAUGCAACUGAAAAUUUGCUUUACUCUGAGUGAUGUUGAGUUCAGCAGAGCUCCUUAAAAUCCACAAAAUCUUAAAACUCUAUGCAAAUCACUGCAGGAACUUGAUGUUGAGAUAUUCUAUACAACAGAUCUGCACAUUCAUCCCAGAUACACUUUCUCAGGUGAUGAUCUCUCACUGAAUGUCUCAUCCGAGUAAAACAGUUUUAAAGAGAGCUUUUUAGAGGAAAGGGAGAGUAAAUCAGCAGGUUGAAUAACAUAUGAGGAGCAAUCUAUAAUAAUCUACCUUAUAAAGAGAGAAAAUACCUUGAAAGGGAGUUCCAGUGCUACUUCAUUUAUUUAUUUCAGUUGAAACACUAUUAAUGGAACAAGCUCUACAGCAGCUUCAAUAGUAUUUUGUUCAGGUUCGAUUCAUAAAUCAAUUUCUAUUUUGUAACUGCAGCCAUUCCACAGCAAAAGUUCAAUGUGAUUUCAUUUCUUGCCUUCUAAUUAAAGGUCUAUAAUGAAAAAUGUACGUAACCUGAGUGUUUGUUCAACUCCUCAUUAAUGAUGCUGAACUCAGAAUCGCUACUGUGACAUCUGGUACCACUGCCUGUAGUAACUGCUCUGUAUACACUGCUCUGUGCACUGCUUUUCAGUAAACAAUUGCUCUUUCAAGCCACAAAAAUGCACGCCUGCUCUCAAGGAGACAUGCUUUUUGCUGCAUCAUUACAGAAAAAUGUGCUGCCUGCGAUAUCAAAAGACCAAACACAUGCAAAUCCUAACACUUCAUCAGAAAAAAAAAAAUACAAACAACUGAAAACAUGUUUUCUCUUUAUAUAGCAAUAUGCUGACUGAGAAUUCCCACAGACCAGGGGCAUGGCAUCUAUCAGAGGAUUCCACAGACUCUCCAUUCAAAAUACUUCUCCCUGCAGCUCAAUCAAAACCACCUGAGACAUUUCUAAUGAAGACUCUCGCCAUAAAGCCCAGAAAAUCAGCACAUAAAUCCUUCUGUAAGAAUUAAAAACGACAUCCUUAUUUGAGGUUAAGUCAGCAUUCUUUUCUUGUCUUUCCUACUGAUAUUCCAAGAAAAACUCCCUCUGCAACAGCACUUCCUCUCUGCUCCAUCUCCCUGCGGUGAGAUCAUCAUCUAUUACUACAGAAAUCAACAUGAUGUUAAAAAUAAGCAUGGAAUGACCACACUGCACGAAGAAGGAGACAGACACUGUAAUGUUUCUCAAGUAGAACGUCCUAAAAUACUGAAGAAACCCCAGGAGGUUGCUUUAUGUCUACUGUAAUAGAUCUAAUUUGCCUGGACACUCCUUCUUCAUGUUCAUCCACUUGAGCUUAUUUUAGUGUAACAUUUGAACUCUGCCAAAGGCUCUUGGGAACAUUCCUGAGCGUUACUCCUAGGCUUGUCAACCCUGCAGUGCCUUUUUGUUAUCAAGUGUCUUCCAACACGAAAUACCAUCUCUGCCAGAGCUCAAACCAUCCCUGCGAUCACCCUGCCUUAGUGACAGAGGAGUUGGAAAGGCAGGGCUGUUUCAAGGCAGAUCCUCACUGGGGCUCCGAUGGAUAUUAGUCAAAUCCUGGUGAACAAACCGGGAUAUAUUUAACGGCAUGUUUAAUUUAAUAUUUGUUUUCUACAUCUUACAUCCCUAGGAUUCUUCGCUUCCUGCAUUUGUCGUACAACAGCGUGCAAGUCCAAUGGCGUUUGGGGCGGUGUGGGAUGAGGUGUGAUGCUUGUACGGGAUUCUUACCCUCAAACUGGCACCUCCCAACGUUCGAACCACUUAGAACCCAGAGAAGGAAGCACCGCGAACCUACCUGUCCCUGCCCCGCGGUGACCCAGCCGUAGGGGACACAGCCCGUCAGCAGGAGCUCAGCACACCGCGGCCGCAGGGAGCAAAGCAGCGCACAUUCCGCACAGCGGCACGGCCACAGCCCCAGCUCCCGCACCGCCCGCAGACGCAGCCCCUCCGCGCGCUCACCGCCCCACGGCCGCGCAUGCGCGGUGUGCGCGGAGACUGGAGGGCGGCCCGCGAGCGUCGCUUCGCUCCCGCCUCAUUGCCGGCCCGGCUCCUUCCUCCCCGCUUCUCUUCCUUCCUCCUCCUCGCCGUUUCCUGCCAGUCUCGCGCCGCGGCGGCGACCGCUCGGCGUUGAAGGGGAAAAGGCGGCAGUGUGAGGGCGGGGAGAGGAAGAGAGGAGGACGGCCCUCAUCCGCGCGGCCGCUCCCGCCCCGCUCCGGUUCUUGCGGUUCCUGGGGCGGGGAAGGGCGGAGGGGGCAGGGUGAGGAGAGAGCGCGGCUGCCCGGCCCAGGCCGACGGCUCGUCCUAGGGCGGCUUCGGCCUCCGUCCCUCCGCCGCCGGCACGGAGCUUGAGGCCGAACCGGGCGUUCCGGCCCGCAGAAUUAGAGAAUAAAAAUGGGGACUCCCGGAUCAGGACGGAAGAGAACUCCAGUGAAAGACAGAUUUUCUGCAGAAGAUGAAGCUCUGAGUAGCAUUGCCAGGGAGGCUGAAGCCAGACUUGCAGCAAAACGGGCGGCUCGAGCAGAAGCAAGAGAUAUACGUAUGAGAGAGCUGGAGAGGCAGCAAAAAGAGUUUUCUCAGCAUUCAUAUGAUACAAAAUGGGCUCAUAUCCAGAAAUGGAUGGAAGAUUCAGAGCGGGCCAGGUAUUCUCACCGGUCCAGUCGACAUUCAUAUUUGAGUCCUUUGGAUAGCAGUGGGUCUCACAGGAGCAGAACAAGUACCACCAGGAGGAGAGAUCUUGUGUAUGACAGUGCUAAGGAUAGACCUGCAAGAUAUUCGGUCCCUAGUCAUGCUUAUGGUGAAUCUCACAGUACAAGGAAGAAAACUGCUUAUUCCCGUAAAGAUUUAUUGAGUGGACUUUACCAUGAUCAAAGAAAUUAUAGCAGCCUUAGAUAUAGCAAACCGAUUCCUUCCUACUAUACUCGGUCGUCUUCUCUAUACAGUGAUCCAGUGGCAACAACUAGGAGUUACAGGGUGUCUCCUUCUGUAAACACUGGUUUGAUAAGAAGUAUCAGUUUGGCAUCUUUGAGUGGUGAUGGAUUACGUAGCUCAUGUAGUUCUUGCACUCCAUCUGAAUACAGUUGGUAUUCUUCAAGAGCAAGCUCAAUUCGAAGUAGCCCUGUGUCCUCUGAUUUUUCUGAUAAAAGUGAAACUGCUGCUGACUAUUUCAGUCGCUCCAACCGCAGGGGAAGCGUUGUUUCUGAUGCAGAUGAUGUCCAAGGUUUGAAUAGUCUGGAAGAAAAGAGUGAAAAAUCACACUCAGAAAUUUUUUCAAGGCCGUCGUCUCGCAAUUCAAUUCCUCUGAGUGGCAACUCAUCUAGGAGAGGAAGUGGAGAUACAAGCAGUUUAUUGGAUCCUGAUGCCUCCCUCAGUGAAUUACGGGAUAUCUAUGAUCUUAAGGACCAGAUACACGAUGUAGAGGGGAGAUACAUGCAGGGACUUAAAGAACUGAAGGAUUCGCUCUCUGAAGUUGAAGAGAAGUACAAGAAAGCUAUGGUUUCCAAUGCUCAACUAGACAAUGAGAAAAACAACUUGGUGUACCAAGUGGAUACUCUAAAGGAUGUCAUUGAGGAGAAAGAAGAGCAAAUAGCAGAGUACCAGAGGGAAAAUGAAGAGAAGUCAAAGGAAUUGGAAAGACAGAAACACACGUGCAGUGUUCUGCAGCACAAGCUGGAUGAACUUAAAGAGGGCCUGCGACAAAGAGAUGAAUUGAUAGAGGAGAAUCAACGCAUGCAGCAGCAUAUAGAUUCCAUAACCAAAGAGGUGUUUGAUCUCCAGGAGACAAUUAAUUGGAAAGAUAAAAAAAUAGGGGCCCUAGAAAGACAGAAAGAUUACUUUGACUGCAUUAAGAAUGAGCGAGAUGAGCUCAGAGAGGAGUUGGCUGACCUGAAGGAAACAAUGAAGAGAGGAGAGAAACAUGGGUUAGUGAUAAUCCCAGAUGGCACACCAAAUGGUGAUAUCAACCAUGAGUCUGCAGUUGGUGCAAUAACAGUUGUAUCGCAGGAAGCUGCUCAAGUCUUGGAAUCUGCAGGAGAAGGGCCGCUAGAUGUCCGGCUACGCAAGUUAGCUGGAGAAAAGGAAGAAUUGCUGUCCCAGGUUAGAAAACUGAAGAUGCAAUUGGAAGAAGAAAGGCAGAAAUACUCUAAAAGUGAUGGCAUGAAUCCAGAUAUAGUAGGCUUAGAGAAUGGUUCUGACUUGCAACUAAUUGAAAUGCAGAGAGAUGCCAACAGGCAAAUUAGUGAAUACAAGUUUAGACUUUCAAAAGCUGAACAAGACAUAACCACCUUGGAACAAAAUGUUGGACGGCUGGAGGGACAGGUUGCAAGGUAUAAAAAUGCAGCAGAAAAUGCAGAAAAGGUGGAAGAUGAACUCAAAGCUGAAAAGAGGAAGCUUCAGCGAGAGUUAAGAACAGCACUGGAUAAGAUAGAAGAGAUGGAGAUGACCAAUAGCCACUUAAUGAAACGGCUGGAGAAGAUGAAGGCAAACAGGACUGCGCUUCUAUCUCAACAGUGAAGUGGAAAUUGAAAGUACAAUGCACUGCUCCUUGAAUAACUAGCCCUAGCUCAUUUUUAAAUACAGACUUUCAUUGGCACACACUAUGUGAACACAGAGUUGUUCAGUGGUGUUUUAGUUUCAUAAUUAAAUGACGUACUUCUUUUUGUAACUUAUGAGAAAAUGAGAUGUAGUUUGAAUUCCCUUGUGAAUAGCAGCAAUUCUUCUGUAGCGUUUGAUUCUAGAGUCAGAGCUGGAGCACAAUGCUGUAUGUUCAACCUGGUGAUAGAAAACAUUUUCACAGCUGUGGAAUCAAGUUUACUCACGAUCUCUUCUGGCUGCUUUAAUGAUGCUUGAUGCUCAGAGACAACUGCAUGAAUUCAAGAAGACACUGUAUUAUAAACUUAACAUACGUUUGCUCAAGACAUCACACAGCACAAGUGCCUUUUAUCUGGUGCAAUUUAGACUUCAUUCUUGAAAUAACCGUUGAAAUCAGAUAACAUUUUAUUUUAAGAUACAUUUGGGGUGUUCACUGAACUUUAUACAUUUUGAAAAUGCAUUUUUGUAAAAUAUUUAAAUUUAUAAGAAAAUAAAUAGGGACUGUAUAUAAAAAUCUGCUUUUUUUUUUUUUUGCAUGGGCACAUGUGAGUUCUAGAUAAUUUUGUCAAAUACUGGCCCUUGAUGCUCUUAGUUUAAGAGUACAGAUUUUCAGGCUUUUGUUGUAUUCCGUCAGUUUGUCAUCUGCUGCUCAAGUGUGAACUGAAAUUUUAGGGUGGGAGGAAGGGUUGGGGAAUGUGGCUGAGGAGUUCAUUAAAUGGACACUUUACUGACCAAAAGCAGGUGCUUCGUGUUUUCUUUGAAAUGCUGAGGUUCCAACAGAAUAAAGUCUGCACAGAACAGUGAAUUUUGAUCUUCCUAUUCAUAAAAAGGGUUUUUUUACUUUUUAAUCUAAAGGUUUUGAAGUA
This is a messenger RNA of Lagopus muta (rock ptarmigan), 6334 nucleotides long. RefSeq names its product LRR binding FLII interacting protein 2 (gene LRRFIP2). The record is from RefSeq and is a predicted model, not a curated record. NCBI's taxonomy places the organism in Eukaryota, Metazoa, Chordata, Aves, Galliformes, Phasianidae. Bases 3273 to 5390 code for a protein of 705 amino acids. The transcript is spliced from 27 exons. Gene Ontology annotation, biological process: regulation of DNA-templated transcription.